This is a messenger RNA of Entelurus aequoreus (snake pipefish), 5961 nucleotides long. RefSeq names its product 1-phosphatidylinositol 4,5-bisphosphate phosphodiesterase beta-3-like. Gene Ontology annotation, biological process: phosphatidylinositol-mediated signaling; lipid catabolic process. The record is from RefSeq and is a predicted model, not a curated record. NCBI's taxonomy places the organism in Eukaryota, Metazoa, Chordata, Actinopteri, Syngnathiformes, Syngnathidae. Gene Ontology annotation, molecular function: calmodulin binding; calcium ion binding; phosphatidylinositol-4,5-bisphosphate phospholipase C activity.
GGGAGGAGAGACGAGGGAGGAGGACCUGAGACGAGAGAGGGAGGGAGUGAAAGGGCCGAGCAGAUGGGAGGAAGGAAGGAAAGGAUCUCUCCGUAGGGCUCAAGUGCGCGAUUAAAGGAUCCCGCACAAAUAAACAGAGCGGGUCAAGCCCCCCCCACCACUCCCACCACCACCCCGCAAUAAAACUUGGGACUUGUGUGCGCGCCCCCGCGGCGUGGCGUGGACGCGCCCGGAGCAGCGGAGUGCGGUCCUUGGUUCUCGUCGUCAUGUUCCUCCGCCAGUGACUUGUGGCCCGCAGGACUCGGCAGCACCCACCCUCCUCCCUCCGAGGCGCUCCCCGGAAGAGUCGCGACAGCCCCGUGGGUCGCAGGCGGAGGAGGAAGCGAAGACGAAAGCGGCAAUUCUCCCCCCUCCUCCACUCCACCCUCCGAGGACAGCCGCACGCCUUAGCCGCGGUUGAGGCGUUGGCACCGGGCAGAGUAACCUCACCAUGGCCGGGGCCAAGCCAGGAGUCCACGCGUUGCAACUCAAACCCGUGUCCGUCCACGAGGCGCUAAAGAAGGGCGGGAAGUUCAUCAAAUGGGACGAGGAGCCUAACAGUGGGUCCCCCACACUGGUCACCCUUAAAGUGGACCAUGGAUUCUUCCUGUACUGGACCGGAGGCGCCAACAUGGAGGUGGAGAUUCUGGACAUCAGCUCAAUUAGGGACACCAGAACGGGAAGAUACGCCAAGCAGCCAAAGGACCCCAAAUUACGAGAUUUGCUCGGCUUCGGCAAGGGCGACAACGUAGAAGGGAAGCUUGUCACUGUCGUCCAUGGUAACGACCUGGUCAACAUCUCCUUUCUCAACUUCCAGGCUAUGCAGGAAGACAUUGCUAAGAUUUGGACAGAUGAGCUGUUCACCUUAGCCACAAAUAUACUCUCCCAAAAUGCAUCGCGGAAUACCUUCCUCUUCAAAGCGUACACUAAAUUAAAGCUGCAAGUCAAUCAGGAGGGGAAGAUCCCAGUCAGGAAUAUCGUAAAGAUGUUUUCGGACAAGAGGCGAGUGGAAACAACUCUGGAGCAAUGUGGUAUCAUCAAUAACAAGACAGAGGGGAUCAAGCCAGAUGAUUUUACAUGGGAGGCCUUCCAGAAGUUUCUCGAUAGUCUUUCUCUGCGCUCAGAGAUCCAAAGCAUUUUUGAGGAGAGCGGCUCAAAAGGGAAGUUCUUCAACUCCUUGGACCAGCUGACCGACUUUCUCAACCGCCGGCAGCGCGACUCUCGCCUGAACGAGGUGCUCUACCCGCCGCUCAAAAGAGAGCAGGUCCGGCAGAUCAUGGAGAAAUAUGAGACCAACAUAAGCCAGCUGGAGCGAGACCAGAUCAGUUUGCUGGCCUUCACGAGGUAUCUGGGAGGAGAGGAGAAUAGCAUUGUUCCUCCAGAGAGGCUGGACGUUAUCGAUGACAUGAAUCAACCGCUGUCACACUACUUCAUCAAUUCCUCGCACAACACUUACCUCACAGUGGGUCAGCUGACUGGUCUGUCAUCUGUGGAGAUGUACAGGCAGGUGCUGCUCACCGGCUGCCGCUGUGUGGAACUGGACUGUUGGAAGGGUCGACCCCAGGAGGACGAGCCCUACAUCACCCACGGCUUCACCAUGACCACUGAAAUACCUUUUAAGGAGGUCAUUGAAGCCAUUGCAGAGAGUGCUUUCAAGACCUCACCUUACCCAGUCAUCCUGUCAUUUGAAAACCACGUAGAUUCGGCUAAACAGCAAGCCAAGAUGGCGGAGUACUGCAAAACCAUAUUUGGAGACGCCUUGCUCAUUGAGUCUCUGGACAAAUUUCCCCUGCUACCGGACAAGCCGUUGCCUUCGCCGCAGGACAUGCUAGGGAAGAUUCUCAUCAAAAACAAGAAAAAGCACACCCACAACCGGCCCUCGAGCGGCGGCAGCAUACGACGCCGCGAGCUGGAAGAGGAAUCACCCAACACAGAUUGUCCUCUGUUGUACAGCGAAGGAGGCCAAAUCCUGUCUAAUGCAGAGGAGAAACUUGCAGAGAAGAUAAUCAAAGACUCUGAUCCUCGCAAGUCCAUUGGAUGCGAAGGAGAUAGCGAGGAGGAUGAAGAAGACGAAUCGGUGGCUGAGCUAAAAAAGCCCAACUCGGAUGAGGGUACAGCAAGCAGCGAGGUCCACGCCACAAAGGAGAUGUCCUCGCUUGUCACCUACGUCGAGCCUGUCAAAUUUAAGAGCUUUGAGGUGGCCGCCAGGAGAAAGAAGUUCUUUGAGAUGUCGUCGUUUGUGGAAACCAAAGGCAUGGACACGUUAAAGAGCUUCCCCAUAGAGUUUGUCGAGUACAACAAGAACCAGCUGAGCCGAAUCUACCCGAAGGGAACAAGGGUGGACAGCUCCAACUACAUGCCGCAGGUCUUCUGGAAUGUCGGCUGCCAGAUGGUAGCACUGAACUUCCAGACUCCUGAUCUGCCCAUGCAGCUCAACAUGGGUGUGUUUGAGUACAACGGCCACAGCGGCUACCUGCUAAAACCGGAGUUUAUGAGGAGGACCGACAAGCAUUUUGACCCUUUCACUGAGAAUAUAGUUGACGGAAUAGUUGCCAACACAGUCAAAGUUAAGGUGAUCUCAGGACAGUUCCUGAGUGAUAAAAAGGUUGGCGUAUAUGUGGAAUUGGACAUAUUUGGACUUCCUACAGACACAAAACGUAAAAGCAGAACCAAAACCUCCAACGGGAAUUCGCUGGAUCCCAUUUGGGACGAUGACGCCUUUGUGUUUAAUAAGGUGGUCCUCCCCUCCCUGGCCUCCCUGAGGAUUGCCGUAUUUGAGGAGAACGGCAAGUUUAUCGGACACCGCAUCCUCCCUGUGUCGGCCAUUAGACCAGGUUACCAUUACAUCAAUCUAAAGAAUGAGCUGAACCAGCCCCUCCUGCUGCCCUCCCUACUGGUCUACACCGAGGCUCAGGACUACAUCCCCAAUGAACACCAAGAGUACGCCCAGGCGCUGACCAAUCCAAUCAAACAUGUCAGCCAGCUGGACAAGAGGGCGACACAACUGGCUGUGCUGCUUGAGGACAAUUAUGAGCAUUUACCCAACCAACCCAGAGAUGGUGAGGCCAUGAUGGAGUGCGAUAUCAGUGGAAGGUAUCCUGCAUCCCCUUUUAUCCCCCCUUGCGGACUGGACGAAUCGCCCGACAUCAUCAACCUGCACUCGCCAGCGCCAAACCAAAAGGAAGACCUCAUCGCCACGGUGCUAUCAGAUGUGCAGGUGCAGACGACAGAGGAGCUGCGGCAGCAUAAAAAAUACUCAAAACUCAUCAAGAAGCAGAGCAGAGAUCUGGAUGAGUUAAAGAAGAAGCACGGAAAGAAGAUGUGUAAUCUCAAUAGGGAGCAAAAGACUCGGACCACUCACUGGGAAUCUGACCUGCAAAGAAGGCGUAGUCAGGUGGAGAAGCACCUUAAGCGGAGUGUCAAGAAGAACGAGCCUCCAGAGCCGGUGCAGCGAGAACUGACGGCCUUGAAUCAGGAGCUGGAGAAACAGACGGUGCAGCUCAGGGAAUGGCAGAUGCAGGAACUGCUGAAACUCCGGCAGCAGCAGCACUCGCUGGAGAGGGACAAGCAGCAAACACACCUCCAGGAGUCCUUCCAGAAGUUGAAGGAGCUGGCCCACGAAUGCCAAGCAGCUCAGCUCAAGAAACUCAAAGAGAUUUGCGAGAGGGAGAAGAAGGAGCUGAAGAAAAUCAUGGACAGGAAGCGUCAGAAUAGCAUCAGUGAGGCCAAGACCCGAGACAAAGACAAGGCUGAGACAGAACUCAAUGAUAUCAACAGGAAACACAUUCACGACUCGGUCAGCUUGAUCCGCAAGCUGGAGGAGGCUCAGAGCAGGAGGCAGGACAAGCUGAUUCUGAGGCAACGCGAGGUCCUUCAACACAUGGACGAGGAACUGCCCACGAGACAGGCUCAGCUGAAGAGCAACCUCGACGAAGAGUUCUGCCAGCUCCCGCAGGAGAUCUGCCAGCAACUGCAGAUGGAGCGCCAUACCAAAUGUCAGCACAAUAACGCCCCGUGCUCGGCCGAGUCCAACAACAGUAGCCCCUACUCUGGCUCGUAUCUGCCCUCCAAUUGCUCCACGCCCACCUACCCCUCUACGUCGGAUCGCAGCACGUGGAACCGGAGCUGGGACAAUAGCACCGCCUCGCUGGCCGACUCCACGUCCUCGUCCACGACCCCCGUGUUGUCCGAGGCCGAGAUGUCCUUCAGCUGAGGUUGUGUUUUUUACAAAUACGUUCAAAAGGGGUCUAUAAUGAUUAUAUUGCGGGUUAGUAAUGAUGAUCUUGAUUCUUGAAUAAUUGUAUUCCUUUUUUAAAACGGUUAUUAUUGUCUACAGAGCUAUAUUAUUUUUUCUAGUGAUACAUCAAAAAUCAUUAGCAAUAGCAGAAAAAAAUCCUCGUUUUCUUUUUUGUCAAAUUCUUCCCACUCAGCAGUAUUUGUCGCCUACACUGCCGAGUAAAUGUCCCAAACUUUUAUUAAGCCAAUGCACACAUUUCACAUUAGAACAAAAGGCACCCGCUAGUGGAAGAGCAUUUUAUUUGUCUACUUGCCAAUGUUCGUCAUUGGCGUCGAUGGACUAUUACUAUUUGUUGUAAAUAAUCAUUGUCGGAUCCAUCACGUAAAAUUGGAUAGGGUGUGGCGCAGCACAUUAGUUGGGAAUUACUGCACUAUACUAUUACUUAAAGCCCUCUUUUUUAACUUGGUUAUCGUGGGUUUUUUUUAACUUCUGGUACUAUUUUCCGAGUUCGUCUACACACAACGAAAUUGAGGACACUCUGGCUAUUUUAGCUGUAAUGGGUGCAGUUGACCAGCAGGGGGGGCUGCAGAUGUGUUUUUCUUGCCCAUCUCCAUUAGUCUCCUUUUUAAAAGAUGCACCGAAUCCCCCUUUUUUGCCCAAUUGUGUUGCACAAGACUAAUGGUACUUUAACUUCUCAAUGUUCUUUUUUGAGGGGCUUUAUCAAACAUUCAUGUAUGCUUUGUACAUUUCCGUGUUUAUUAUCCGCUAAACCUGUGGAGUUGAGGGUUAAAACGACGACCUCGUAAAUACUAUUGUUGGAUGUGAAUUUUACUACUGACCGUAGGUGCUGGAGGAGAGAGAGGCAUCACGUGACGCCGCCUCCUCCCUCCAUGAGCACCGUCUGCCUGUCUGUCUGAAUGUCUCCCUCAUAAACCAAGACCUAUUUAAAUGGCAUUUUCACAGCACCUGCCCUGUCUAGUCUGUUUGUCAUCAGCGUUUAGAUGGUUUAGAUCAGGGUUGUCGAACUCAUUUUAGAUUGGGGCCACAUGGAGAAAAAUCUACUCCCAAGCGGGCCAUACUGGUAAAAUCACGGCACGAUAACUUAAAAAUAAAGUCAACUUCAGAUUGUUUGGGUUUUUUUUACACUUACAUGUUGUGGUUAAUAGUAUUCUGUCGUUAUUUAUACUUUCUGAAUAAAUUUUAUCUGAUAAUGUUCAUCGGUCAACUCAUUGGUGUUCAUUUUCAAUCUAUCAAGAUAAAAAAAAUAAUAUCAAAAUGCAGGAUGUUAUUUAUGUAGCUUGCUCAUUUUCCUCGACUGGUGCACUAACGUGGUUUAUUUUGCACAUAUGUAGCAUCAUCUACAAAGAUACAAAUAAUUGCUACAGUGACUGAUCCGGCCCGCGGGCCAUAUGUUUGACACCCCUGGUUUAGAUUGUUUAGAUCAGGGGUGUCAAACUCAUUUUAGAUCGGGGGCUGCAUGGAGGAAAAAUCUACUCCCAAGUGGGCCAGACUGGCACGUUAACUUAAAAAUAAAGACAACUUCAGAUUGUUUUCUUUGUUUAAAAAGAGAACAAGCACAUUCUGAAAAUGUACAAAUCAUAAUGUUGUUGGGGUUUUUUUACACUCACAUUUUGCGGUUAAUAGUAUUCUAUCUUUGUCGUUAUUUAUACUUUCUGAAUAAAUUA